Messenger RNA from Fusarium musae, 936 nucleotides. RefSeq lists its product as uncharacterized. The record is from RefSeq and is a predicted model, not a curated record. The transcript has 3 exons. The coding region runs from base 1 to 936 and encodes 311 amino acids. NCBI's taxonomy places the organism in Eukaryota, Fungi, Ascomycota, Sordariomycetes, Hypocreales, Nectriaceae.
AUGACUGACAACAGUCGCGACCUGCGCUCACUCAGUACCCUCGCGGGCAAAACCGUGAUCAUAACAGGCGGCGCAAAUGGUAUAGGAGCCGAGACUGUGAAGCUGUUCAACUCAUAUGGAGCGAAUACAGUCAUUGCCGAUCUUGAGCGCACUCGUGCUGCGGCCGAAUCGGUUAUUCGAUCCUUGCAGCAUCCCUCCUCUGCGCUGUUCAUCAGCGUCAACGUUCUCGUCUGGGAUGAAAUGAGAGCUCUUUUUUCUCAAUGCAUAUCGCACUUCGGUAAUAUCGACAUUGUGGUAGCCAAUGCCGGCAUAAUGGAGAGCACAAGUCUUUUCGAUAUCGAAAACGUCGAUGAACAGGGGGAAUUGCGCGAAUCAAUAGAAGGGUUUCGUGUGAUUGAUGUCAACCUCAAGGGAACCAUCAAUACGUUGCGGCUUGCACUGCAUCACAUGCAGCACAACGAACCAAGUUCUUCUGAUGGUCUGAGAGGAUCAGUAGUUCUUGUCACUUCAACGUCAGGAUAUUUCGGGACUACUGGCGUCGGUGCAUAUAUCACAUCGAAGCACGGACUCACAGGUCUACUUCGAGCAUCGCAACGAAUUGCUCGGGGUCUUACCAUCGGAGUCAAUGCUGUUGCUCCGUUCUUCACACCAACAUCUACGUUCAAAGAGUUGGCUGAGGAAUGGAAACGUUCGGGCCUUAAAUCGAAUACCCUAGGAGACGUCGCUCAGGCUAUCGCCCUUGCCGCUACACAGAAUGAAUCUGGAAAAUGCUACAUGGUUGCCGGGCGAAAGUCGGUAGAGGUCGAAAAUAGCAGAAGCGCACUUAUUGAACAAUGGCUUGGGCGAGAAACUGCAGGCUUGUUGGGGUCUGCUAGCAAGCUCUUUGAGGACAAAGGCUAUCCCCUGCCCAAAGGGCACGAGAAACCUUCGACUUAA